AUGCGUCUUAGCCUCAGUACUAUUGGCCUUCUGGCCUUGUCUUCCAUGUCAUUCGCCGCGCCUUCGGCUCUAAAUUCCGACAUCAACAUCAGUCUCGACUCUAAACGCUUGGUGGCAAGGCAGAGACAGUACAGCUGUGUGGACGUAGAUAUAGGGUUGCAAGCACAAUGUCUGGAAGACUUGAUUGAGCUAAGAAGGAAGGAGGCCGCCGGAUGUAAUAUCGCAGGAUGUAUUGGCGCUUUUGCCGCUGUUGUUGUACCGUGUGCUGUUGCUUUUGGUACGGAAUUCGCGGAUGUCGCGGCCGACAUCUCAUGCAUUAUUGCGAUACCUUCAUUUGAAGGGGCAUGCGUCUUCUGCGGAUGA
This is a messenger RNA of Alternaria arborescens, 363 nucleotides long. RefSeq lists its product as hypothetical. The coding region runs from base 1 to 363 and encodes 120 amino acids. The transcript is spliced from 3 exons. The record is from RefSeq and is a predicted model, not a curated record. NCBI's taxonomy places the organism in Eukaryota, Fungi, Ascomycota, Dothideomycetes, Pleosporales, Pleosporaceae.